GUUUUCAGAGCCCGCGCUCGUUACAGCGGCAGGUCGGAGACGCGCAAGCAUUGCACACGCGCUGAGAGCGGGAUCGACGCGCACGACAACAGCUCGCGGACCGUUUAUUGAGCCCUUUUCUGUUCAAGAGCCUCUUAUAAGAAUCAACAGCGGGAUAAUUUCAGCACAGAUCCCAGCAGAGAGUAACCGUGGAAGAUGGGUUCAGUACCGGCCGUAUCUGUGCUCAUUCUGGCCAUUGCUGUUCCGAGUCUAGCCGGGUACAUUGAGGCAUUGGCAGCAAAUGCAGGUACCGGAUUUGCCGUUGCAGAGCCACAGGUUGCCAUGUUUUGCGGCAAGCUCAACAUGCACAUUAACAUCCAGACUGGCCGCUGGGAGCCAGACCCUUCCGGAUCCAAAACCUGUGUCGGAACCAAAGAAGGAGUGCUGCAAUACUGUCAAGAGAUGUAUCCUGAUCUGCAAAUCACAAAUGUGGUGGAAGCCAACCAGCCAGUCAAGAUCGAGAACUGGUGCAAGAAGGACAAGAAACAGUGCAAGGGCCAUGCUCACAUUGUGGUCCCUUACAAGUGCUUGGUUGGGGAAUUUGUGAGCGACGUCCUACUGGUGCCAGAGAAGUGUAAAUUCUUCCAUAAGGAGCGUAUGGACAUGUGCGUGAGUCAUCAGCAGUGGCAUGGCGUGGCCAAAGAGGCCUGCUCUAAGGGGGACAUGGUCCUGCACAGCUAUGGCAUGCUGCUGCCCUGUGGCAUCGAUAAAUUCCACGGCACUGAAUACGUCUGCUGCCCGUCUACUCGUCCUGAGGAGCCCGCACCUCCUGCUUCACCCUCUAAAGAGCUUGAUGAUGAGGAUGAAGAAGAAGAUGAGGAGGUGGAGGAGCCUGUCGUCGAGGAUGAGGAUGAUGAAGAGGAUGAGGUGGUAGAGGAGAGUGAUCCUGUUGCCAAUGAGCCACCCACUCCAGAGGACACAGCUGAAGAGGAGGAGGAGGAGGAGGAGGAGGAGGAGGAGCAGGAGGACGACGGAGACGAGGAGGACUACCACUAUGUGUAUGAGGAUGAAGACGAUGACCGAGACAGUGAGGAAAAGGACAUGAAAAAAGACAAAGCUGCCAUCCCUGAGAGCCAGGAUGUUGACAAAACUCUGCAGGAAGUGGAAGCUGUGUGUUCUCUGGAGGCGGAGACCGGCCCCUGCCGCGCCUCUAUGCCUCGCUGGCACUUCGACAUGCAGCAGAGGAAAUGUGUGCGCUUCGUCUACGGAGGCUGUGCCGGCAACCGCAACAAUUUCGACUCCGAGGAAUACUGCAUGGCUGUUUGUAAACGUUUGACCGUGCCGCCCACCCCUCAACCCACAGAUGAUGUGGAUGUCUACUUUGAGACCCCAGCAGAUGAUAAAGAGCACAGCCGUUUCCAGAAGGCCAAGGAGCAACUUGAGAUCAGACACCGCAACCGCAUGGAGAGGGUGAGGAAGGAGUGGGAGGAGGCUGAGAGCCAGGCCAGGAACCUACCCAAAACUGAGAGACAGACACUGAUCCAGCACUUCCAGGCUAUGGUGGAGUCCUUGGAGGAGGAGGCAGCCAGUGAGAAACAGCAGCUGGUGGAGACUCAUCUUGCCCGGGUGGAGGCCAUGCUGAACGAUCGCCGCCGUCUUGCCCUGGAGAACUACCUAGCCGCUCUACAGGCUGAUCCACCAAGGCCCCACCGUAUCCUGCAGGCUCUGAAGAGGUAUGUGCGUGCCGAGAAUAAGGAUCGUCAGCACACCAUCCGUCACUACCAGCACGUCCUGGCCGUAGACCCUGAGAAGGCCGCCCAAAUGAAGUCCCAAGUGAUGACCCACCUGCGGGUGAUCGAGGAGAGGAUGAACCAGAGCCUGUCCCUGCUCUAUAAGGUGCCCUACGUCGCAGAGGAGAUUCAGGAUGAGAUUGAUGAACUUCUGCAGGAUCAAAAGGCAGAUAUGGACCAGUUCCUGUCCUCCAUCUCUGAAUCACAGCCUGAUGUUACUGUGUCCUCUGAGGAGAGUGUGGAGGUUCCUGCCUUUGAAGGAAAGCCUUUCCGCCCCUUCCAGGUCAACUCUCUGGGCUCCCCCGCUGAACCCGAGGGCGAUCUCUCUGAACCCCCUCGUGCCUUCAAGAAAGGCUCUGGCAUGAACAGUCUAGAUGGUCUGAUCGGAGCAGAGGAAAAAAUCAUCAACAGCAAGAGCAAGAUCAACGAGAAUGUGGUGAUUGAUGAGACUCUGGAUGUUAAAGAAGUGAUUUUGAAUGGUGUUGAUCCUCUGUUCAGCCGCGGAUCAGAGCAGGAGACGUUCCGCCCCCUGGUGGAUGACUUCAGCUUCGGGAGCAGCGCUCUGAUUGGCCUGCUGGUGAUUGCGGUGGCCAUAGCGACCGUGAUUGUGAUCAGUCUGGUGCUGCUGAGGAAGAGGCAGUACGGCACGAUCAGUCACGGCAUUGUGGAGGUCGAUCCUAUGCUAACUCCAGAAGAACGUCACCUGAGCAAGAUGCAGAACCACGGCUACGAAAACCCCACUUACAAAUACCUGGAGCAGAUGCAGAUUUAGCCUUCAUUGGGGCGCUGUGGAGCUAGAGAGGGGUGAACAUACUACUGACCAAUUAUAAAACUGCUCUCAAAUCAUUUCAUGCAUUUGAAAUGCAUAUUCUGGUUCAUUUAAAGAAAACAAAAAAACAAUGGUUUAUUAAUACUACUACUUCUAAUACUGCUACUGUUGUACCACGGAGCGCAAUUUUAUGCUCUUGUAAUUUUUUUUUUUUAUUAUUAUUAUUAUUUUAAAGUCAACCGUUUUAAAUCAGGAGAACGUGAUUCUGCAAAUUAGCCUGGAAUUGAUUUUUCCGUAAUUGAAAUCGGAACGUAUUGUAAUGUUAUUUUCAAUGUUAAUUUUAUAAAGAUCCAGUUCAGAUCUAGUCUAUAGAGGUACAGCAAAGCCGAAAACAAUCAAUACGAGACAGCAGUUUGUCUACACCAUCGCUGGCCGCCGGAUAUACUUCUUUUAAAUAGAUCGCUUGUAUAUGAAGGUUAUUUGUAAUGACUUAAAUGUAUAGUGAAUCAGAAAAUAUGAAAAGAAAAUCAUUAAUUCAUUUACUUUGUAAUUAUUAAAAACACACAAUAUACAUGAAUAGAAAAAGUAGAUGGUAAAUUUUUAUUCAUAGUCAUUUUAUUUUGUUUUUUUCUCCAGAGCUUAAAUCUUGGCUGGGUUACAGGUUUAAACUUUGAGAUUUAAGGACUGAUGUUUCCGGUCCAAACAUCUGAUACCAUCGCCUGUGUAAGAUACGAUGAAUGGUUCGAGCUGAAUGGCGUGACGGCCUGCCAGAUAUUUUGGCUGAUUGUGAAUGUAGAGGUGCCCCGAUUUCAGUAACAUUACUAUGUCAUUUGUUUUUAUCUUUUGGUUAUGGUGUCAUAUACUUGGACCAAUAAACGGUGCGGCCCCCCCUGCACGCGAUCGGUGCGAAUUUAGUUGGAAGGGCCACAAGGUUAGGGGCCUCCAGUCUCCCAUAUCACGCUAAAAUGUCUCUAUACUCGGAAUGAAUGUUCUUUUUCAAGCAGUUACGUGCACACACUCCAACUCUCCCUUUUUAUAGGAAAUCUGGCCUGAUAAAAUGACACUGUAUUUUUAUUUCGUAGCUGCCUAAUGAGAACUGCCAUGAAAAGUUUUAUCGUACGGCAGUACUUUGCACACAUUGCUUAAAUCAAAGAGAGCAUAAGGUCGACUCUAAUUAAAUGCUACGAUAUAUAUAUAUAUGUGAGUUUAUAGCAUAAGUCCCACAAGGACAUACCCUUGAUAAAACGCACUAAAGUUACCCAGCUGGAGGCCAAGGCAAGUGCAAGAAAUGUUUUGCAUGUCCACUACGAUGCAAGGCAAGGAAAAAAUUGAGUCAAAUAAUUUUUUUAUUUUUUUCUCUCUCUUUCUCUUCCCCUUCUUAGCAAUGUCUUUGUAUGCCUGUAUAGUUGAUGUUGCAAUCAUGGCUUUUAUCAAGGACAACCUGUGGUGUGCAUUGUUCUUAUAUGAGAUGUUAUGAUAUAUAUUUUUAAGUUUGUUCUCUUAUUUUCUAUUUUUUUCCCUCUUCCUGUGACAGUAUUUCUGUAUGUGACUUUCACUAUGCACCUAAAUGGCUCCAAUCUUGGACCUUGUCAUUGCCUGCUUGAUUGUGGAAAUGGUCAUGGGGUGAGGGGAAAAUAAUACAAAGUUCAUAUAUUAGAAGUAAAAUAUGGUUGAAUCUAGUGAAAAAUGGCUUCUUGGUUACAGGUGGGAAACACAUCAAUAAAUUCACUACUUCCA
Messenger RNA from Puntigrus tetrazona (Sumatra barb), 4275 nucleotides. RefSeq names its product amyloid beta (A4) precursor-like protein 2 (gene aplp2). The record is from RefSeq and is a predicted model, not a curated record. Lineage: Eukaryota; Metazoa; Chordata; Actinopteri; Cypriniformes; Cyprinidae. Gene Ontology annotation, biological process: central nervous system development; axonogenesis. The coding region runs from base 196 to 2541 and encodes 781 amino acids. Gene Ontology annotation, molecular function: heparin binding; serine-type endopeptidase inhibitor activity; transition metal ion binding. The transcript is spliced from 18 exons. Gene Ontology annotation, cellular component: membrane.